GGGAUCCUCAGCAGCGCCACACGCCCAUGAACUCCGACCGCCGCCGCACCACACAUCACGGAGACCGGCUCCACUCGCGGACACGGUGAACACAGGCGCGCUCGGCCCGGAUCUUGAUGACGACGCUCGGGAUGUGGAGGCUGCAGUGACGGGAGAGAUCAGGGAAGAGACUCCCUCCAGGAGUCCGUGUGUCUGUGCAUCACCUUCAGCUGAGCGAGCAGACACAAAGGGAGAAGCGGGCGGUACCUGAUCUGACCCCUGACUUCAGUGACCUUCAGCAUCUUCACAGCCUCCUUGACCCCGACCCACAAGCCUCACAGUCCCGCCCCUUAGCAUCCGUUACCAUGGCAACAGCCAAGCCCAAAGGGCAGAACUCGCUGGCUCUGCACAAGGUGAUCAUGGUCGGGAGCGGCGGAGUGGGGAAGUCCGCUUUAACUUUGCAGUUCAUGUAUGAUGAGUUUGUGGAGGACUACGAGCCCACGAAAGCGGACAGCUACAGGAAGAAGGUGGUUCUGGACGGCGAGGAGGUGCAGAUAGAUAUUCUGGACACCGCCGGUCAGGAGGACUAUGCAGCGAUCAGAGAUAACUACUUCCGCAGCGGCGAGGGCUUCCUCUGCGUCUUCUCCAUCACCGAAUUAGAGUCUUUUGCAGCGACUGCUGAUUUCAGAGAGCAGAUUCUGCGGGUGAAGGAAGAUGAGAACGUCCCCUUCCUGUUGGUGGGAAAUAAGUCGGAUCUGGAGGACAGGAGACAGGUGAACGCCGACGAGGCCAAAGCCAGAGCGGAUCAGUGGGGCGUGUGCUACGUGGAGACGUCUGCUAAAACCAGAGCCAAUGUAGACAAGGUUUUCUUUGACCUCAUGAGGGAAAUUCGUGCUAGGAAGAUGGAGGACAGCAAGGAAAAGAACGGAAAGAAGAAGGGAAAAAGUCUGGCCAAACGAAUCCGUGAAAGAUGCUGCAUUUUAUAGUGUCUGCGAUCAUUUACUCUUCUCCUUCUGCUUAUGUACCUGUAUGUUCAAUAUUUUUGCGAACUAAUCCUCGCCUGCGAUGUUUCCUGGUGUUAGUGUGUCAGAUUAGAUGAAGGACGGUCUGAUACAGUUGAUUUCAUAGAUCAAUGCUGUAGAGUCCAACUGGAAUCUCUUAAUGUCGAAUCAAUAAUGUUCAAAAGCACAGGACGCUGUUGGUCUGUGUGGACUUGUGUAUGAAAACUUCCUGUGCAAGAAAUAUGAGAGCUUUUUGAUUUGAUUAUGUGUCAGGUUUGUUUAAUGAAUUCUGUUCUCUUUUGUUUGUUUUAAUGGCCAGGUUUCUGUCUGGAUUUAACAUCAGUCUUAAGUGAUCUGAUCUCAAAUAGACAACACAAAAUACAGCUGUUUUGUCAGAUUCUUCUGCUCAUCGAGGCUGCAAUAUUUGAUCAAAAAUACAGUAUAAACAGUUAAUUAUUAUUGCCAUUUAAAAUAACUGUUUUCUGUGUGAAUCUGUGUUAAAGUGUAAUGUAUUUCUGUGAUGCUCCGCUGUAUUUUCAGCAUCAUUCCUCCAGUUUUCAGUGUCACAUGAUCUUCAGAAAUCAGAAUAAUAUGAUGAUUUACUGCUCAAGAAACAUUUCUGAUUAUUAUCAAUGUUGAAAACAGUACAAUAUAUUUGUGGAAACUGUGAUACAUUUUAUUUUUCAGGUUCAACAGAUGAAUGGAAAGUUCAAAAGUAAAAAUCUUUUGUAACAUUAUAAAGGUCUUUAUUGUUACUUUUGAUCACUUUACUGCAUCCUUGAUGAACAAAAGUAUUCAUUUCUUAAAAAAAAAAAAAAAAAAAAUCCUAAAUCUUACUAAAAAUUAAUGUUUGGAUCGCCUAAAAAGGAUGUUAAUACCAGUGUAAAAAAAGUCUUCUUUAGCAGUGUCUCUUAAAGCUAAAAUGAGCGUGUGAGUGUUAUUACUAUAAUGCUGGAUGACUUCAUCUACUUAAUUUACAUAAUUCUUUAUUGACUUAUUGAAAAUAUUAGAGCAAAAAAAAAAAAAAAAGGACAAGCUUUAUUGUUAUAAAAAAAAGUGUUGGUCUGUGGCUAAGCAAUUAGUAAUUGUAGAAAGUUCAGUACACUAAGAAGCGAUGAGAUCUGUGUUACUCCAGUAACUAGUUACAGGUUUGUUAGUUCUUUAAUCACAAGCAUCUUGUCAGAAGCAGUGGGCGAAGGGGAAGUUCCUCUGGUCUCUGGACUUCCUGAUGCCUUGAUGUCCAUCAUGAAUGUGACACUCACCCAUGCUCACUGAGAUGCAUACUGUUUAGUGUUUGGCCAUUUCAGAAUCAGAGGGAGCUAGAAGAACAAGACCGAGGCUCUCGGUGGACGUCGCAGCAUGUUUAAUAAUGGGAUGUGCAUCCUUGCUAUUGAAAGAAGACACAAUGAGUACGAUGACAAUCUGAUGCUUUUCAUAUGUGAUGUGAAAAUCCAAAACAUGGAUUUGGAUGGCUUUUGCGCUCCUGCUCUACAGUUCAAGUCUUAACCAGAGAAAUGCUUUGUCAUUUUAAUGUAUAGCCUAUCGAUCAAGUGAAUUUUUUUUUUUCAUUCUGCUUUUUUAUAUAUGUAUUGUUGAUGUGAAAGCUUCAAAUAAACAUUUUUUUUCUAA
Carassius gibelio (silver crucian carp) is the source of this 2609-nucleotide messenger RNA. It is a transcript of the gene ralaa, whose product is annotated as v-ral simian leukemia viral oncogene homolog Aa (ras related). NCBI's taxonomy places the organism in Eukaryota, Metazoa, Chordata, Actinopteri, Cypriniformes, Cyprinidae. Gene Ontology annotation, cellular component: plasma membrane. Gene Ontology annotation, molecular function: GTP binding; GTPase activity; GDP binding. Gene Ontology annotation, biological process: regulation of exocytosis; Ras protein signal transduction. The coding region runs from base 345 to 965 and encodes 206 amino acids. The transcript is spliced from 5 exons. The record is from RefSeq and is a predicted model, not a curated record.